AUGUUCUGCUGUAUACCAGUUGCUUUUAUAAGUUCAUUUGUAUUUUCUAAGCUCACUGCUAAAGAAGUAAAAAAUGAAUUAGAAUCAUAUUCAAAAGCUGCACACAUUGUUCAAGAAGUGUUUAGUUCAUUACGAACUGUUCAUUCAUUGAAUGGAAGUCGAUUUGAACAACAAAAAUACAAUAAAGAAUUAGAUCCAACUUAUUGGAGUAGUAUUCGCAAAGGAGCUGUCUUUGGUGUAUAUAUCGGUUGGAUACGACUGUUAAUAUUCUCGUCCAGUGCAGUUGGUUACAUCUUUGGUUCUAUUUUAAAGUCAUAUGGAAAUGAAUAUGCAUUAAAUAUUGGUGAUAUCAUUAUCUCAUUUUCCGAAGCUCGAGGUGCAGCAAUGUCUGUAUUUCGACUGAUUGAUGAGGGAGAAGAUCGAGAUGUCAAUGAAAAUGAUUUGUUAAGAGAAAAAGAAUCAAUUUAUGAUAUCACUGGUGAUAUUGAGUUUGACAAUGUAAAUUUAGUUUAUCCAUCUCGAAAAGAUGCAACUGUCUUACAUAAUCUUAGUUUUAUUGCUCGUGCUAAUCAAACCACUGCUCUUGUCGGUUCAAGUGGUUCUGGGAAAAGUACAUGUAUAUCACUUCUUCUUCGUUUUUAUGAACCUUCAUCUGGUCGAAUUAUGAUUGAUGAUCGAUCAAUUACAGAUUAUCAUCGGAAUCAACUUAGACUCAAUAUUGGAGUUGUUAGUCAAGAACCGAUUUUGUUUGGUAUGACUAUCUACGAAAACAUUCGUCUUGGUAAAUUGAAUGCAGCACGCGAAGAGAUCGAAGGAGCAGCAAAAGAAGCAAAUGCACAUGAUUUCAUCAUGAAAUUACCAAAUAAAUAUGAAACAAUUGUUGGAGAACGUGGUAUUCAAUUGAGUGGUGGAGAAAAACAACGUAUAGCAUUAGCUCGUGCUCUUGUCAAACAACCGACGAUUCUUUUAUUAGAUGAAGCAACAAGUGCAUUGGAUAAUGUUAGUGAAAAAAUUGUUCAAGAAGCACUUAAUCGAGCAUCUAAAAAUCGUACAACUAUUGUCAUUGCACAUCGUUUAUCCACCAUUCGAAAUGCUCAUCAAAUCUAUGUGAUCGAUAAAGGAAGUGUUAUUGAAGAAGGAAAUCAUGAAACAUUAAUGAGAAAAGAAGGAGGAAAAUAUCAAACAAUGGUUAAAAGUCAACAGUUAGAAAAAACGAAUGAUGAUCAAGAUGAGAUAGUGAAGAUGACAACAAGAACUGAUGAAGAUGAAAAACAGAUCUGUGUUCUUUUAUUUGCUUUGCAUAUAUUUCAAAGUAUCGCAUUUGCCAUAUCAGGAUCAAAAUUGACUCAACGUGUUCGUUCAAAAGCUUUUGCUUGUCUUCUUCGUCAAGAAGUUGCUUAUUUUGAUCGACCUGAAAAUAGUUCUGGUACCAUCACUGUUCGUCUUUCUUCGAAUGCAUCAGCUAUUCAAGACAUGAUUGGAACCACAUUAGGUCUUAUAUUUCAAGGUUUUGCCUUAUUCCUCUUUGGUUUAGUGUUUGGUCUUCUCUUCAGUCGACAAUUAACAUUGAUCAUGAUUUUUCCUUUUGUUCUCUUGCUUAUUAGUGCCUAUGUCAAUGUUCGAUUGACCGUAUGGCUAAAAACACGAACAGAUCUUAUUAUUGGACGAGCAAGUUCGCUUGCUGUUGAAGUUCUACAAAAUAUGCGUACAGUAAAACAAUUAUCUAUCGAAAAUGAAAUGUUACGACAAUAUUCACAUCUGAUCAAUGAAGCAAUGAAAAUAUCUUGGAAACCUGAGAUAGCAUCUGGAAUGUUUCUUGGAUUGACGUGGGCAGUAGAUCCAGUAGUGUUGGGAUUUCUCUAUUGGCGUGCAAUAACUCUUAUUGAAAAGGUUUAUUCAGUUGUGUCUCAUCAUAGUGCUAAACGUAUGGGACAAUCGUUAUCUGCGGCAAAGAUCUUUUUUGAUUUGUUUGAUCGCAUCCCCACUAUUGACAAUGCAUCUACUAGUGGACAAGAAUUAGUUGAUUUUGGUGGAGAGAUCGAAUUUGAUCAAGUGAAAUUUGCCUAUCCAAGUCGACCUACAACAGUAGUUCUAAAUAAACUUCAAAUGAAUAUCAAAUCAGGUACAUCUGGAUGUGGAAAAUCAACAAUAAUUCAACUUCUCGAACGAUUCUAUGAUGUCACACAUGGUCAAUUAUUUCUUGAUGGUGUUGAUAUUCGAGAUCUCAAUGUUCAGUGGCUUCGUUCUCAUCUUGGUCUUGUUAGUCAAGAACCAGUUUUAUUUGAUCUAACUAUUGCUGAAAAUAUCACUUAUGGAUUAGAAAAUGUUCCUUCGACAGAUGAGAUUAUCAAAGCAGCAACUAAAGCAAAUAUUCAUCAGUUUAUUCAACAAUUACCUCAGGGUUAUGAGACAAGAGUAGGAGUGAAAGGAAGUUUUUUGUCUGGUGGUGAGAAACAACGUAUUGCUAUUGCGCGAGUGCUUCUUCGUCGACCAAAAAUAUUACUAUUAGAUGAAGCAACAAGUGCCAUGGAUUCAUACAAUGAACAAGUGAUCGAAGAAACACUUAAACAAGCUCAAGAUGAAGAUCCCAAUCGAACAUCAUUGAUUAUUGCUCAUCGUCUUUCAACUAUUCGUUCCUGUGAUAUCAUUUAUGUACUUGAUAAGGGAUGUAUCAUCGAAAGUGGCACUCAUGCAGAAUUAGUUCAACAACGUGGCAUUUACUAUGAAAUGCUUACUGCUCAAUACAAUUCAUCAUCAUAG
Adineta steineri is the source of this 2760-nucleotide messenger RNA. The record is from the annotation of a GenBank genome assembly. NCBI's taxonomy places the organism in Eukaryota, Metazoa, Rotifera, Eurotatoria, Adinetida, Adinetidae.